AUGUACUUCUUCCUCCUCAACCUGUCCAUCCUCGAUCUUGGCUGCAUCUCCACCACUCUCCCCAAAGCCAUGGCCAACACCCUCUGGGACAUCAGGGCCAUCUCCUACGCAGGAUGUGCUGCACAGCUCUUUUUCUUUCUCCUCUUUGCCUCAGCAGAGUAUUCCCUUCUCUCUGUCAUGUCUUAUGACCGCUACGUUGCCAUCUGCAAGCCCCUACACUACGGGACCUUGAUGGACAGCAGAGCUUGUUCCACCAUGGCAGCAGCUGCCUGGGGCGCUGGGGUUCUCUAUUCCCUGCUGCAUACUGCCAGAACAUUUUCACUGCCUCUCUGCCAUGGGAAUGUUGUCAACCAGUUUUUCUGUGAAGUCCCCCAGAUCCGCAUGCUCUCCUGCUCAGCCUCAUACCUCAGGGAAGUUGUGUUUCUCAUUUUUAGUCUAAGUUUAGCCUUUGGGUGCUUUGUUUUUAUAGUUGUGUUCUAUGUGCAGAUCUUCCUUGCUGUGCUGAGGAUGCCCUCUGAGCAGGGACGGCACAAAGUCUUCUCCACAUGCCUCCCUCACCUGGCUGUGGUCUUCCUCUUUCUUAGCACUGCUUCUUUUGCCCACCUGAAGCCAUUCUCCAUUUCCUCCCCACUCCUGGAUCUGACAGUGGCACUUCUGUACUCAGUGGUUCCUGCAACACUGAACCCUAUUAUCUACAGCCUGAGGAACAGGGAGAUCAAGCAGGCUCUCAGGAAGAUGUUGCAAUACGCACUAUUCCAGCUUACAUAAAUUGCACAUCUUCAUCACACAAUUCACUGUGAUGGUUCUUUAUGUUUUAUUCUUGUUUGUAUUUUUUAUUUUGUUUAAUACUCUAAUCUGCAAAUACGUUGCAAUUUAUUUCACUACUUCUUUCCUACCUGCUUUCCAUUUUAUUAUACCAAGAGCUUGUGAAAACAUGGAACCAGAUUG
Molecule: messenger RNA, 948 nt
Organism: Coturnix japonica (Japanese quail)
Lineage: Eukaryota; Metazoa; Chordata; Aves; Galliformes; Phasianidae
Product: olfactory receptor 14A16-like
Biological process (GO): G protein-coupled receptor signaling pathway
Cellular component (GO): membrane
Molecular function (GO): olfactory receptor activity; G protein-coupled receptor activity
Source: RefSeq, a predicted model, not a curated record